GGCGACGCGUUUAUCAUGAUGUUUAUCGGUCACGGAUUUAAUGAGAGUAUCAUCGGGUGGUCAGCGCAGCCGCAGUGGCCGCCGGCUGACGACACUGUGCUGCCAAUCCGCGACAUAAUGACCAUGUUUUCCGAGACCGGAAAGUGCCGGGCGUUACGCGAAAAGAUCAAGAUCUUUAUUUUUAACUGUUGUCGCGAAAGAGUGGCCGUCACGGCUCAGCCCAAACCCGGCGCCGUGACCGUAAACAUUGGUAGCGCGUGCGCAAAGUGCCUGGGUCGUUUGGUGUGUACGAAAUGCGAACCGACCAUGAUCGACACGCUGGCCACACUGGAUCCCACGUGGAAAGAGAAGAAUAAACUAACUCACGUGAUAUAUGCGUGCGCUGAAGGUUCAAAAGCCUGGUACCAAAAUUUCCCCCUCACUGCCAUCGGUCACGCGAGUGUAUUCGGUCAGGCGCUCAGCCAUACGAUAGCCCAGUACUCGUGGUAUAAAAGCCUGUAUCAGCUCAUUCUUAUGACCGUUCAAAAAUCAGAGGAAGACUCGGAGAAAGCGUAUCAGGAUUUUCUCAAAACUAAUCCACCAAAGGAUGAGCUAGAUAAAUUGGGUGACCCCGUGCGACGGCCGGAAAUCAAUAUGUUUGCUGUGAACAAGGAGCUUUAUUUUAACCCUGGUCAGUGGAAAGAGGGUGAUGAUAAUGAUUUAAGCGACUAAUUACUCG
Messenger RNA from Medioppia subpectinata, 718 nucleotides. The record is from the annotation of a GenBank genome assembly. NCBI's taxonomy places the organism in Eukaryota, Metazoa, Arthropoda, Arachnida, Sarcoptiformes, Oppiidae.